AUGGGAGACAAGCCAAUUUGGGAGCAGACCGGAUCUGGCUUCAUUCGAAAUUAUUACCAGUUAGUUGAUAACAACAGACUCCAACUAGGCACAAUUUGUAUUGACACAUCACGGGAAGGACAACAAUUCCUAGGGAAAGAUGAUGUAGAGAAAUUGUCUACUCCGUUCCAGAAAACCCAGCAUGGCAUCGUGGCACAAGACCAUCAUCCUGUGCCGGACAGUUGCAUCAUCAGCAUGGUUGUGGGCCAGCUCAAGGUCGGUGGAGACCCCACUGUGGGGUUCCACCACACGUUCCUAUUAAAGAACAUCAACGAUGCUUGGGUUUGCAGCAAUGGCAUGAUCAGGCUUGCCCUGCACAAACUGACCUCCUCCCCCUCCCAGCCAGGCACUCUUGCUGUCUCCUCCCCCUCCUCUUCCUGA
Messenger RNA from Lynx canadensis (Canada lynx), 420 nucleotides. Its product is annotated as nuclear transport factor 2-like. Gene Ontology annotation, biological process: protein import into nucleus. Gene Ontology annotation, cellular component: nuclear pore central transport channel. Lineage: Eukaryota; Metazoa; Chordata; Mammalia; Carnivora; Felidae. The record is from RefSeq and is a predicted model, not a curated record.